AUGCGCGAUCAGCACGGGUUGACAGAGCGUCGGGACGCGCUGGAUUGGAGUGCUGGGCUCCUGGACGAGGCCUUGGAGGCUGCCGAGAGUGCCCAGGCGAUGCUUCGCGGGUGGAGGCCUGGCCACGCCAGCAGCACCUCAGCCCUCCAUUCGCUACUUGCGGUAGACAAGCUCCUGUUUCCGGGCAGCGGAGCCGGCGACGGCCGAGGGGCAAGCUCUCCGCAAGACCCGGCGCUCGCGCUCUUCUUCGGCGCGCUGGCCGAGGCGGCGUCCGCGGCGGGCCUGCCGGAGCUGGCGACGUCCAGCUGGGAGCGCGUCCUCGAGCUCGCCACCAAGCGAGAGCCCUUCUCCUACAGGUCGGGCGGGCUCAGGACCUCAGAGGAUGAAAAGGUAUCGAUGCUGCUACCACUGCCUCGUUUUCGUCUUUUUGGGCCUCCCGGGAGGCCCUUGUCGACACGGGUGGAUUCGCCUCGAAAUCAUCAUCUGAACGCACUCCGGGCGAGGCCCGUGGAGUAG
Molecule: messenger RNA, 516 nt
Organism: Prorocentrum cordatum
Lineage: Eukaryota; Dinophyceae; Prorocentrales; Prorocentraceae
Source: the annotation of a GenBank genome assembly